AUGAAUGGAUACGACGCUAUGUGCUCAGACAUGGCCACCAACCCAGAAGCUGUCAUUUUCCGGAAAUUCACCAUACUAAACUACCGCGCCCUGUUGUUCCUCCAAGCUGAACUGAAUCAGAAGGAGAGUCGUCUCGUCUCCUUGAUCAAACAUGACCAGAACUCCCUCGACCCGGAACGAAGGCAAUUCUCGUACAGCUUCGAUGCCAUGCUGAGAUCCAAUGGCGAGACCGAGGGUUCAACAUUGCAGAGGGAGUUGAUGCGAGAAAUUUGCCGUCUCCUCCAAAACUACAGCAUGUGGUUUUUGUUGAUCCUCCGUCUCAAAUCAAACUACUUUUCCCUCCUCAAGCGCCUCCGAGAGGCCCAAAUGAGCGCGCCUGGUGCCAACAGGUUCCUCCGCGGCCGCGAGCAGCGGAUCUGGAGCGAGAAAAAGCAGUACGACCUCACAUCCCUGACGGAUCGGCAGGAGGACAGAGAACCGCUCUCGUCGUGGCUGGAGUGGUGCGUCACAGAUGUCUGGCACAAGUACUUUGGCCACAAACUCUCUCCCCCCAAACCCGUCGAUGAGGACUGGGCACCGGCCGUGCCGAGCAAGCUGGGCCAAUACCCACGAUCACUCAUUGCGGGAGUCGUCACCGCCGUCACCACGAUCCUCGCGCCCAUCUUUGUGACACUCUCGGCUGUCGUCUUGUUCUUUGUCGACAGCGAGUCCAAGCGCCUGGGCCUCAUCGUCGGGUUGAGCUUCCUUUUCAGCCUCGCGCUGGCUUGCGUCGGGGUGCCACGCAGGAUCGAUUCGUUCGUCGCCACGGCCACCUUCACUGCUGUGCUGAUUGUUUUUAUUGGGAACAACACAGACUGA
Messenger RNA from Fonsecaea nubica, 858 nucleotides. RefSeq lists its product as hypothetical. The record is from RefSeq and is a predicted model, not a curated record. The transcript is spliced from 2 exons. Lineage: Eukaryota; Fungi; Ascomycota; Eurotiomycetes; Chaetothyriales; Herpotrichiellaceae. Bases 1 to 858 code for a protein of 285 amino acids.